GUUUCUGCCAAACCUUUAAUGGUGAUUUGCUAUGCUAUACGGUGAUUCUGCUUUUAAAACAAAAUUGCAUCUUUGAAGGCCACUGCUUCCUGUGUAAUGGAAAAAGGGGAUUUAUAAACAUCAUUUGUUUGAAGAACUUGGUACAUAUUAGGUUCUAUAAUACACCGGGCUAAGAGUAUUCUUUCUUUAAAUCUGUUCUAAGCAAAUUUAGCCACCGAUGUUUCCAGUUUACAGUACUUGGAGAUUGCAUUCAGUUUGAGUAGAGCACAUCCUUUGUCCUGUCAUUGCUUAUAUUGAUCCCCAAUUCAUCUGCAUGACUUGCACGCUUUCUCAGCAUGGUCUCUAGUUCUUUUCCACAAGGUGAUUUAGGUGACAUCAUAAAAUGAGAGGGCUUCAGACAGACCUGUGUUCCUCACAUUUACAUACCUGCAUUGUCUGCUCCUCUCCUCUCUUCAGACAUAUUGAUACAUAGGCUUUUGGCUAUUUUCAUUUUCUUCAAAACAGUAAAGAACUAAAGGCAACUUUGGCGAUUAAAGCCUUGAUUUGGUUGAAUGAGAAUUUUUACUUUGAUGUUCCUGUAUUUGCAUAUAUUUAUUAUUUAUCUUCAUUAAUGUGUUUCUAUUAGUUUGAUUACUUAAAGAUUUAAUGGACAUGUGUGUAAUGGAUCCCAAAGAAUCAAAUAGUAUUUUAAACUACUACUAUUUAAGUAGAAACUAGUAUAAAACUGUAAAUACUACUAUAAGACAUUGGCUUUUUCCAGACAUGGAUCCAAAAAAUUUCUGCAUCUACUUUGAAAGUUUGUUAUGUAUGGUUGUAUUUACUUUUGUUUUAUCUUCUUUUGGGGGUUGGGUGAUUUGUUCUAGAUGUCUCCUGGAGUAUGAAGUCAUCUGAAGGUAUAAGUAUUUAACUGUGGUUCUCUGAAGUUUCCUGGCAUGCUGUGAAGCACUGCUGACAGCUUGGGUUUCUUAUCUUUUCACGAGGAGGUUCUUGUUUCUGUUAACUUAGCUGACCUUAAAGUGUAGACUUUAGGUCCGUGUUGCAGUUGGUAUUAGGAAUUUUGACUUCCAGAACCUGCUUUUUAAGAGACAGAAAAACAUCAUUUCUAAAUUUAUUUGUGUCUUUGCGGUAAGGAUUAUUUUUCGUGUUCAUGAACUGUCUGCACAAUAUUCUGAUUAAAGUGCUUUCUGUGGGCAUUAUUUUGUUGUAUCUGUGAAUGAAGUUGUUAGAGUAAUGGUUGGUAGAUCUGUUGAUAAUCAGUAGGGGAACUGCUUUGGAAUUUUAAGUGGAAGCAGUAUUUUACACUUUUUUUUUUUAAGAGACAGAGUCUCAUUCUGUCGCCCAGGCUGGAGUGUAGUGACAUGAUCUUGGCUCACUACAACCUCUGCCUCCCGGGUUCAAGUGAUUCUCCCACCUAAAUUCCCAAGUAUCUGGGAUUAAGGGCGCCUGCCACCAUGCCUGGCUUUUUUGUAUUUUUAGUGAGACGGGGUUUCACCACGUUGUCCAGGCUGGUCUCGAACUCCUGACCUCAGGUAAUCCAUCCGCCUCGGCCUCCUAAAGUUACACGGUUUUAAUACUUGAAAAAAUAUUUAUGUUUUGUAAACAUGUUGUUAUGUUUAAAUAUGAAAUUAAAAACAAUUUAAAUCCUCUGAUUAUUAAGCCAGGGAACUGCAAACAUUAAAUUUUCUGCCUGCAAUUAAGAGAUAGUAAUUAUUGUUUUAAACACUAAUCCAAUUUUUAAAAAUCUAUGCUUGUAAUACAGGCAGUUUCCAACUUGACAAAUGUUUUAUGGUCUAUAUGAGCAACCAGUAGAAAAGUACAAGUCUCUAGGGCAUAAUUAUUUCUCUUUAUUCUUAGAAUGAGGUGGUUCAAAACCUCCAACUGUUAACCUUUUAAUAGCUUUCAGUCACCUGGAAAGGUGAUUGCUUCAGAGAUGUUCUUUUCUCUGUUUUCAAAUAUAAGAAGUUACCUAGUUAGUGUUGCCAGAAAUAAACUUCUCCCUUUCAUGCAGCUAGGGAGGAGAUGUUAAAACAUGGGAUUCAUUUUUCCCCAGAGAAAUAAUUUAUAAAGGUGGGUAGGUUUGGUUGAAGCAGUGUGUUAAUAUUUUACCUAAAAUACAUUGUAGAUUAAUAUUUUUAGACUUUUUCGGUAAUCUGAGAAAACUAUUAUGUGUGACUUUUUUUAACUUGGGAAAAUACGUUCUAAGCAUACUUUUUGGAGUAAAACCUGUUCGAAAGUUGGAGACUGCCUGUACCCAGGUUGAUAGUCAAUUGUUUUUAAUGCUAGUAAAUCUUAACACUAAUACAAGUAAAAAUAUUUGUGUGGAAAACUAAUCCUUUCUUUAUUCGUGCAUUUUUAACUUUAUAGGUAUUAAAACUUUCUUUGUAUGAUCAUAAUUUUUUGAUCUUUUUGUUUUGCAAGAAAGUGAAUGGUAGCCUUUCAUUUGUAUGUUUGAUUUUCUUAAAAAUUUCAUAUUUAUUAUGUUAUUUUACAAAUGAAAAAUUAUUUGUGAGAAAUGUUUUGUCAAUCAUUGUGCAUUAGUUUUUAGUUAUAAACACUUAAGGAAAGAAAAUGAUUAUUCCCGGCUUACAGAUAAGAAAACUGAACAAAGGACAGAGAUAUAUAUAACUUGCUGAAAAGCAUAAGCACCUCCUCAGAGUUCAUUUUAUAUGACUUCUCAUUUCCUAGUUAGACUCAUGGUAUCUAUAUUAAAAUAACUCCCAAGAAAAACCUUACUGUUUGGAAUGGUGAUCGGUAUGCAGUUAGAUACUCUCCUGAGAGGCAAAAUUGGCUUUGUCAGCCUGUUAAUAUUACCAGUGAAGGCUGUUGGAACAGCUUUACCAGCACCUUCUGCUAGAGCAGAACAUUUGUAAAGUUUCACUGAGUGUAUAAUUUUGUUAAUUAUAAAUCCUUUUUUUUUGAGAUGGAGUUUUGCUCUUGUUGCCCAGGCUGGAGUGCAAUGGCGCGAUCUUGGCUCACCGCAACCUCCGCCUCCCAGGUUCAAGCAAUUCUCCUGCCUCAGCCUCCCGAGUAGCUGGGAUUACAGGCAUGCACCACCACGCCCGGCUAAUUUUGUAUUUUUAGUAGAGACAGGGUUUCUCCAUGUUGAGGCUGGUCUCGAACUCCUGACCUCAGGUGAUCUGCCUGCCUCAGCCUCCCAAAGUGCUGGGAUUAUAGGCGUGAGCCACCGUGCCUGGCUAAUUAUAAAUUCUUUUAAAGGUACUGAUUAAAAUAGUUAAAUGGUAGUAGGUUAAUAAUUUAAAUUUGUUCAGCAGCUCUCAUUUUUGCAUUUAUAACUUCUUGAAAAAUGAGGAAGUGCAUUUGAUUUGUUGUAGAUAUAAAUACUGGUUUAAGAUCAGGAAUUCUAUUUUUCUUUCCUCUGAGAAAGGUGUUCUUUGAUGUACAUCUCUUGCAACUCUGAUACUUGGAAGUUGGAUUUUAGAAGCUAUUUGAAACAUUAAAAAUAUUAAAAUAAUGAUGUGUUCAGAGCAACAUUGUUUUGUUGACACAAGCAUUUAGAAGAAAGUUUGUGAUUCCUGACUUUAUGUCUUUUACCUCACACAUUGAUGAGUUAUAUGAAAGUGCUAAAAAGCAGUCUGGAGGAAAGGUUGCAGAUUAUAUUCCUCAACUGGCCAAAUUCAGUCCCGAUUUGUGGGGUGUGUCUGUUUGUACAGUAGAUGGACAGAGGCAUUCUACUGGAGAUACCAAAGUUCCCUUCUGUCUUCAGUCCUGUGUAAAACCUUUGAAAUAUGCCAUUGCUGUUAAUGAUCUUGGAACUGAAUAUGUGCAUCGAUAUGUUGGAAAAGAGCCGAGUGGACUAAGAUUCAACAAACUAUUUUUGAAUGAAGAUGAUAAACCACAUAAUCCUAUGGUAAAUGCUGGAGCAAUUGUUGUGACUUCACUAAUAAAGCAAGGAGUAAAUAAUGCUGAAAAAUUUGACUAUGUCAUGCAGUUUUUGAAUAAGAUGGCUGGUAAUGAAUAUGUUGGAUUCAGUAAUGCAACGUUUCAGUCUGAAAGAGAAAGUGGAGAUCGAAAUUUUGCAAUAGGAUAUUACUUAAAAGAAAAGAAGUGUUUUCCAGAAGGCACAGACAUGGUUGGUAUAUUAGACUUCUACUUCCAGCUGUGCUCCAUUGAAGUGACUUGUGAAUCAGCCAGUGUGAUGGCUGCGACACUGGCUAAUGGUGGUUUCUGCCCAAUUACUGGUGAAAGAGUACUGAGCCCUGAAGCAGUUCGAAAUACAUUGAGUUUGAUGCAUUCCUGUGGCAUGUAUGACUUCUCAGGGCAGUUUGCUUUCCAUGUUGGUCUUCCUGCAAAAUCUGGAGUUGCUGGGGGCAUUCUUUUAGUUGUCCCCAAUGUUAUGGGUAUGAUGUGCUGGUCUCCUCCUCUGGAUAAGAUGGGCAACAGUGUUAAGGGAAUUCACUUUUGUCACGAUCUUGUUUCUCUGUGUAAUUUCCAUAACUAUGAUAAUUUGAGACACUUUGCAAAAAAACUUGAUCCUCGAAGAGAAGGUGGUGAUCAAAGGGUAAAGUCAGUGAUAAAUCUUUUGUUUGCUGCAUAUACUGGAGAUGUGUCUGCACUUCGAAGAUUUGCUUUGUCAGCUAUGGACAUGGAACAGCGGGACUAUGAUUCUAGAACAGCACUCCAUGUAGCUGCUGCAGAGGGUCAUGUUGAAGUUGUUAAAUUUUUGCUGGAAGCCUGCAAAGUAAACCCUUUCCCCAAGGACAGGUGGAAUAACACUCCCAUGGAUGAAGCACUGCACUUUGGACACCAUGAUGUAUUUAAAAUUCUCCAAGAAUACCAAGUCCAGUACACACCUCAAGGAGAUUCUGACAACGGGAAGGAAAAUCAAACCGUCCAUAAGAAUCUUGAUGGAUUGUUGUAAUGGUCUCAAAUCCCAAGAUUUAAAUCACUUACCUAUUUAAUUGUGGAAAAUGAUUAUGAAGAACAUGUGUAUUUCUAUCUGGUAGUGAUGUAUAUUUUACAUUUGUCAUUUCAGUGUUACUGGAGUUUUCUUCAUUGUGCACACAGGACAAAUCUGAUCUCUUUGGGAAAAAAUAGAAAUAAAACAAUCUCCCUCCAUAAUGUGAGCAAUAUUACCUCGUGCAUUGUAUAAUUUGAUGUAAAAGAAAUAGUUACCAAUGCUAGCUUGUGUGGUCUUCCAUGAUUUAUUUGUGUUUUGUGAAUUUUCAAUUUAUGGUGAUGAUCUGCUGAUAUGCAUUUAUAAAGUAAGCUCUGUUGUACAGUCUGUCCAAAUGGGUCAAGGUUGCCUUUAGAAGCAAAUAGUGUGAUUUUCAAGACUUCAAAUACAAAUUUAGUUUAAGUGUUUGAACAACUAUAUGCACUUACGGUUGUGUGUUUAAAAUGUCUCUCUCACCCCCUAGCUUCAUGAUGUGACUCUUAAAAAACUAUAAUAGUUAACAACUGUUAGUAAGAUAGACCAAUUCUGAUUAGACUUUAUCAGGGAAUCUGUUUAAGAUAUGUUUGGUGACCAAAACGUAUGUGUGAAUGUAGUUAUAAUGCUUUUGAAAAAUUUUCCUUUUUCUAUAUCCCCUUAGUCCAGCCUCUCUUCUCAGACAUUUAGCUAUCUGCCUCUUUCCUUUAGCUGGGAAAGUGAGAGCUGGCAUACUAUGCAGUUUUUAUGUUUUCCAUAGUAAGUCAGAAAAUGCCUCCUAUUUCUGGCAUCAGAACUUUGCCAUUUGUCUACAGAAGACGAACCAGAGACAAAAUUACUAAGUAUAAAUUAGUCAAGUUUAUCAGUCUAAAAAACGAAGGGAUGUGCAACUGCAGCUCUUUAAGAAGUUUUUUUUUUUUAGCUUCUAGGGUAAAGAUAAAUUCAGAAAUGCUCUAAGCUACCAAAGUUAUUCUGAAAGUAUGGGAACUGCUACAACUAACAAACAUUUGUUUCCAAGCCUGUCAUUAAGAGUCUGCAUCAAGAGAUUUGUCCUCCUUGGGGGACCACUGGAUCAUUCCAGAUUUCUUGUGAUUUUUCUAUUGUGUAAUUCUUGGUGGGCUCUGUAGUUUAAUAAUAAGAAAAAGGCCAUUUCAUUUUAAAUUGUGACCUAUAAUUCUUUGUCUUGGGUUGGUAAUUCAGGAUUCAUUUGGAAAGUGGGUAAAAGGGGCUUCAAAAAACGGAUAGAACAGGAUUUUCUAGGAGUUACACAUACAUUUUAUCCUGUCAUACCUCGAGAUAAAGUGGCAUGUUAGUGAGGAGUUCUGAUAUUAAGCACACACACACAUGCACACAAAUGGACUUCUCUGAAGCUGUGUUUAGUGAAAUGAGCUCAAGUACAUGAAUGUUAGUUGUUAUCACAUACAGCAAAUUCCUUUUUUUUUCUUUUUCUAUGAGCACACUCUGCUGCUUCUAAACUUUACAUGCCUGAUGGCACCUUACUCCAGCAGCCUCCAGGUGCUUUCAUUUUCACUUCCAGUCUAAGCCAGUGGCUCCUGCCACUGCCCUCCCAUUACCUAGAUGGCACCUCCUUUGGUGAAACCACGGCCAAUGUUCCUUAGCUGCACCAGGCCCGAAGCUGUUCCCAUGCUUGAGCUUCCAUGGGGAGGAUGCUGAGUGAGCAGUUUCCUACCCCGUGGAUCUAGCAAGCCAUGGAGACAGGUAGCAUUUGUAAGAUGCUGCACAGGAGCAGCAUUAUCCCCAAAGAUAUUACAGGGUAGACACGUUUUAACUGAAAUCAAUCAAGAUAACUUUAUUCAAAGAGCAGCCCGCUUUGUGUGACUAAAAUGAAACAAGACAGUUGAAUUGUGUGACUUGAAGAUUACCAAUGAUUUUGAGGCUUUUCUAUAAUAAAAAGAGGUUCUAACCAUUAUUUGGGAACAAAGAGAGUUUUCAUCUUUUUUCAGAUCAAAACCAUUCUGUAAAAUCUUUGUUGUUUAAUUAAAUGUGCCGUUAUUUACCCCUGAUGUUAUUUAUGACUAUGUGCCGAUUCCUGCUCGGGCUGUUUGCUGUUGGCUGGUAAUAAUAUAUUUGAUUUAAAUGCUGUUGACUGUGCUAUUAACUGCUGCCGUCAGUAAACUCCAAAGAUCUUUUUGUUUUGGCUUUAGUAUCAUAUGUGCUUUUUCUGUAUCCUGAGCGCUCUAUAUGAUCAUGUUAAUUUAAAGCUUUAUACACAUUGUUGUUUUUGCUGGUCUCAUCUUUGGUAAUAUGCUAUACCCCACUGCUGCCCGACACUGCCCUUUAGCUGCAGAGCUGGAUUAGCUGUUGACCAUUUGAUGCUGUUGUCUGUCUGGCAGGGACUGAAUGACCUGAUGUCAGAUUUAGAUUCUUCCUGGGGAUUACACAGCUAUGAAUGUAUUUGCUUCUAAAACCUCCCAAAGUGAAUCUAAUCUUAAAACUACAAGUUGUAAGUAUUCUGAAAUUGGGAAACAUUUAUUUUAAAUGCAAUCAGGUAGUGUUGCUUUUUACAGCAUAAUAAAUAUAUGUAUCAAAAAAAAAA
This is a messenger RNA of Homo sapiens (human), 7445 nucleotides long. It is a transcript of the gene GLS, whose product is annotated as glutaminase. Gene Ontology annotation, molecular function: glutaminase activity. The transcript has 16 exons. The record is from RefSeq and is a predicted model, not a curated record. Gene Ontology annotation, biological process: L-glutamine metabolic process; amino acid metabolic process; L-glutamate biosynthetic process. Gene Ontology annotation, cellular component: mitochondrion; mitochondrial matrix; cytosol. The coding region runs from base 3542 to 4879 and encodes 445 amino acids. Lineage: Eukaryota; Metazoa; Chordata; Mammalia; Primates; Hominidae.